AUGGCUGCGCACAAUGAUGCCAAAGAAGCUCGAGUUGAAGAAGAGUUCUUGAAGAUUCGCAGGACCAAUUACAAGUUCUUUUGCCGUGGCCUUUGUCAUGUAGAUUUUGUCUUGAGCCUGUUUUUUGGCUACAAGGUCUUCGAAGCUCCUGGUCUUGACAGCAUGGCUCUAUUUGUCAUGUGCAUCAUCUCCUAUGUGCACUACUCCACGGUUUCCAAGGAUUCCGUGCACCUUACCGCUUGUCAGCUCAAAGUUGCAAGCUACCUACUGCACGUUUUGUGCAUGGGAGGGAUUCUAGCGGCAGCUUUCCCUGGGAAUGCCAGCAAUGUGGCAAUGAACCAAGGAUUUGCGAUCACAUUUCGUUUCUGCCUCGUUUUUGCCUUUCUGGAUCCGUGGAUGACUAUUCCUUUUCAAGUGUUGUAUACAACUUUGGAGCUGCUGAUUUAUUUCUGUGUGCUCGCUCCCGGAGUUGAAGUGAUGCAGCUGUGCUGUGCGCAACUCUUCUUGUUUCUCCUCGUGACCGUGUCUUCGGUGCUCAUGGAUGUCGCGCUUCGAGGACAGAUCGAUGCACUCCUGGAUACAGCUGAUGCUGACUCCUUGAUCUCCAGCUUCCGGAGCAUGUUACGCGGGGUCUGCGAUGGCGAGGUGCUGCUGGACAGCGGAAUGAAUGUGGCUCGAGAGAGCGAAUGCUUGCAACAUUUGAUUUUAUCGGAUGUAAGCCUUGUGGGCCGAUCCUUUGAACGGCUGAUUGUUGCCGAGGAGCGCACACGUUUCAAGACCUUCAUCGAGUCUUCGACCGUCAGCGGCGAAUCCACGAAGUGUUCAGCUCCUCCUGUAUGCUUGCGGAUUUCGUUGAAUGCAGCUGCAAACAUCAGAGUUGGUGCAGAUCUUUACCAUGUGCCUGUUCCAGGGCUCUUUGGUGCCAGCGAACCUUAUCACCUGAUCGCUUUUAAGGAGGAUCCUGACUCGCGGCCACCACCUGAAGCCUUGGAGAAUGCUGUGCCCCAGGAGCUGUUGACCACGCAGCGCGAAGCCGGCGCGGAAGCCGGCGCGAGGCGCGGCUCCGCUCCAUGCCCUGGGUUUUCCAGCUCCACAGCAAGCACUGGUGGUUCUGGCCUUGAGCUUUGUAAAGAGCUGCAGCAGAUGACCCUGCUGGUCGAUGUCGACACGGACUUUCAGGAUGUGCAGAAGGCCCACUUGACCUUCCAACGGACCGAGAACGAGACGGAGGAGAUGGGACCGGGGACCCGAUGGGGAGAAGAGUCAUGGAUCUCUGACUGUGACUAA
This is a messenger RNA of Durusdinium trenchii, 1287 nucleotides long. The record is from the annotation of a GenBank genome assembly. NCBI's taxonomy places the organism in Eukaryota, Dinophyceae, Suessiales, Symbiodiniaceae.